CUGAUUGGUUCAAAGUUUGUCGCUUUUGUUUUGCUGGAGUUUGAGCGUCAGCGUGAUAAACGAGAAGCCUGAGAGCGCACACAUCAGGAGACGUCAGGACGAGCCAGUGAGAGCAGAAAGCAUCGGGAAGACACUCUGUCCACUUCUCACAGAAUCAGAAGAGCUGAACCGGAGCCAUGUUCGCUGCGUGCUUGGAGUUCCUAGGCUUGGCGCUGUGCGUCACGGGCUCUCUGUUGGUGAUGGUCGCCUGCGGGCUGCCCAUGUGGAAGGUGAGCGCUUUCAUCGAUUCCAACAUCCUGGUGGCUCAGUCCAUCUGGGAGGGCCUUUGGAUGUCCUGCGUGGUGCAGAGUACCGGUCAGAUGCAGUGCAAAAUACACGACUCGAUGCUGGCCCUGGAGCAGGACCAUCAGACCGCCCGCGCCCUAACGGUCAUCUCCGCCAUCCUGGGGAUCCUCGCCCUUGCGGUCACGGUGGCCGGGGCGCAGUGCACCAACUGCAUCAAGGAUGAGACCCUAAAGGCGAGAGUGGUACACGCCGGGGGGGUCCUCUAUAUCAUCAGCGGACUCUUCGCGCUCGUCCCGCUCUGCUGGAUGGCCCACAGCAUCAUCGUGGACUUCAACAACCCCAACGUGCCUCCCUCUAAGAAGAAGGAGAUCGGGACGGCGAUCUAUGUCGGCUGGGCCGCCACCGCGCUGCUGCUGCUCGGCGGGACCCUGCUGUGCUGCUCCUUCUCCCGGAUGGUCAGAGGCCAGUAUUCCGGUAAAUACGCUCCCACCAAGACGAUCUCAGUCAACGGGGACUUCGACAAGAACCUUUAUGUAUAAACUGGAAGUCCAUUUUAUGCAGAGACUUUGUUUUUGUAGCAGUUUUGCCGAAAGAUGUGGUGCCUCUUCAUAUUUACCCUUUCAUGCAUGAAUUAUGAGAACCUCAGUCAAGCUUUUUUUUCCUGAAUGUUUUUAUUCCUCUUUAAGCAUGAAAAAAAACCUGAAACUUUGUUUAUGAACUGAUUUUUCAUGGAGUUACAAACAUGUCCACUCAGGUGCGUGUGACUUUGAACCAGAGAAAUAUGUAUUUAACAGAAAAUGAUAGUGCAUCCUCAGAUCCACCGUCACUACUAACAGCACCGACUAAUCCUGAUAAUUAUAUUCAAAUAAAUAAAAUAAAAACAGCUCCCCAUGACUGAGCAAUAAAUAGGUAGCAGUGGACGGGAUGAUGCACGGGCACCCACCGUGUUGGCUGAUAUGCAACUAUAACAACAAAACACGCAUAUACAAGAAAAGUGACCGCUCUGCAUGAAAGGGUUAAUGAGCGCACUGAUGGUUAAACUGUGACUCAAGAGCACGAACGUGUAAAAUAUGAGUUACUCAUCUGAAUGUCCUGUAGGAUUUGUCAAGUAGCGGAAGUAUUUAUCAGCUCUCACCUAAAAGUUUAAGAUUGAACAGUGUUAAAUUUGUUGGCACGAGCCUUUAAGAAGCAGGCUGUAAUCACGUGGCUGUCCGGGCUGAGGGGAGCGCAGAGCCUCGGCCUCUGAAGAGCUGCAGCGUAAAUAGUUUUCUGUCUCAGCCACUGUGAGCUCGGUUCACACAGUAAACACGCAGCAGACACGCUGUUCAGAGCCUGCGCACUCACGUCUGAUCAAAGGGGGCAAUCUGCAUUUGAAACCAAGUAGUGUUUUUUGUUUCUUAUGUUUUCAAGUCUUUUAAUACAGAGUACUUUUUCUAAUAAAGAAGGAAAAAACACUUGUCUGCCUUUUUUUUUUUUAAAUA
Molecule: messenger RNA, 1766 nt
Organism: Archocentrus centrarchus (flier cichlid)
Lineage: Eukaryota; Metazoa; Chordata; Actinopteri; Cichliformes; Cichlidae
Gene: cldn5b
Product: claudin 5b
Exons: 1
Coding region: 177-824 (215 amino acids)
Cellular component (GO): bicellular tight junction; membrane
Molecular function (GO): structural molecule activity
Source: RefSeq, a predicted model, not a curated record